Dentiscutata heterogama is the source of this 657-nucleotide messenger RNA. The record is from the annotation of a GenBank genome assembly. Lineage: Eukaryota; Fungi; Glomeromycota; Glomeromycetes; Diversisporales; Gigasporaceae.
AUGUCAAUCUUGAGUAAAUUUGACUUAAAAACAUAUAUUAGUUUACCGUCUCCAAAAAAUGCAAAUAAUAAACUAGAGCUUAACCAAUAUGAAUUUAAUGAACUAUUAGCCAAGGUUAAUUUAUUAACCGAAAAAAAUAAUAUUGAAUUAGGACUUCGAUUACUUCAUAGCCAUAAUAUACCUUUGGAAGAUGGACAAGCUAUGGUUGAAAAGUUUAGCAAUUAUGAAGGUGAACCUGCGUUCAUCACAUCAGCGGAUUCCCCAAAUAAUUCAUAUCCAGCAAGUUGGAUUUCAAGUAAUGGAGAAUAUUUAGUAUUUGAAUAUUCGACAGACUCAUACGUGAAACGAGUAUAUGAAAAACUUCUUGAAGAUUCAUCUAUCCUGGAUGAAAUCAUUGCCCUCAUCAAGAAUAAUAAACUAGAAUCUUUAAUUGGCCCUUGCAUCUUGACCAGAAAAAUGUUGAGUAAUUUUGACACGAAUAAACGCCAAGCAUUAGUUGAACAUACCAUUAAAGAUGGAGAUGAAUACAUAAAUGUUGUUCAAAGUAAACCGAACGAACCUUCGAUAGUUGGUAUCAAAACAUUAUGGGGUAAUAAAUUGAAUGAAUCCUGUAUUACUUGUAUUCCUUGUGUGUGUUGUGUUGACGAUGAACAUUAA